Molecule: messenger RNA, 1489 nt
Organism: Leptopilina boulardi
Lineage: Eukaryota; Metazoa; Arthropoda; Insecta; Hymenoptera; Figitidae
Product: solute carrier family 35 member E2A-like
Exons: 5
Coding region: 9-1109 (366 amino acids)
Cellular component (GO): Golgi apparatus
Molecular function (GO): antiporter activity
Source: RefSeq, a predicted model, not a curated record
GAAAGGUCAUGGAAAAUCAUUCGGCAUGUGGGAACACCACAUAUUUACCUUUAGAUAGUGAAGAUUUAUUAAUUUCGGAGAAUCAUAGUAAACAUCAUAUGGAAUUAAAAAAAAGAGAAGAAUUAAUUUUAACCACAGAUAAUAAAGGUGGUUUAUCAAAUCCUAGAGCUUUAUUAUUUUUAACAUUGUGGUAUGUCUUCAGUGGCUGUACUCUCUUUUUAAAUAAAUUUAUUCUUUCGUAUAUGAAAGGAGACCCGACGAUUUUAGGUGCAUGUCAAAUGUUGAUGACAACAGUUUGCGGCUUUAUACAAAUGUACUUUCCUUGUGGUAUGUACCGAGCAAAUUCUCGGUUGAUGAGGCCUCCUGGUUUUUACAGACAUAUGACGUUAGUUGGUUGUACACGAUUUGUGACAGUCGUUUUAGGACUUGUAUCAUUGAAUUAUGUAGCUGUGAGUUUUACUGAAACGAUAAAAAGUAGUGCUCCUCUUUUCACCGUACUUAUAAGUAGAUACCUAUUAGGUGAAUAUACUGGCCUCUAUGUCAAUUUAUCAUUAAUUCCCGUUAUGGGAGGAUUAGCUCUAUGUUCGCUGAAUGAAAUUAGUUUCGAUCUUAGAGGUUUUAUUGCCGCAAUGGCAACAAAUUUGACUGAAUGUCUACAGAAUGUUUAUUCCAAAAUGUUAAUUAGUGGUGACAAUUUCAAAUAUACGCCUGCGGAACUACAAUUUUAUACCAGUUUGGCAUCAGUAGUGGUGCAAAUUCCAGCGUCAAUUUUAUUGGUCGAUCUUGCAAAUAUUGAAAAUACCUUUAGUUUAAGGUUAUUGGCAGCGUUCAUUUUGAACGGGAUUUUCUUCCAUUUUCAAAGUAUUACGGCAUAUGUACUUAUGGACUAUAUAAGUCCCGUUACUCACAGCGUGGCGAAUACGGCGAAGAGAGCUUUUUUGAUAUGGUUAUCGGUGCUAUUAUUCAACAAUCCUGUUACAGGUUUAUCUGCACUUGGUACAUUUUUGGUAAUUGCUGGGGUUUUGUUGUACAAUCGAGCUCAAGAAUAUGAUAAAUUAAAGAGCACUAGUCAAAGACUUCAAAAAUCCACGAAAAUCAAUUUACAAUAAUAAUGAUAAUUAGAAAACGAGCUUAAUACAUUCGAGUAGGAUUAAGAUUGUUUAUAUAUAGAAUUUUACCGAAAAUAAUAUUUAAAUUUUAUUUAUUAUUCUUUAUUAUUAUUAGAAUAUUUAGGUGAAAUUGUUGAUUCAAUCAUCACUAUACACAAAUAUUAAUUAAAAUUGCAAAAUGACACUUUGUAUAAAAGAAAUAUUCAUUUUAAAUUAUAUCAUAAUUUUAAGACACUGCAAUUUUUCCAACUCUCUAUAAUUUUAAUGAAAUAGAAAAUUCUUGCCUUUUUAUGUUUCCAUACGUAAUAAUUUAUAAUAGCCUUGUAUGACAAAUUUUUAUGAAAAACAUAAUAAGCAUUAAAAGUCAGAAUUUGUUUAAA